Messenger RNA from Thlaspi arvense, 1506 nucleotides. The record is from the annotation of a GenBank genome assembly. Lineage: Eukaryota; Viridiplantae; Streptophyta; Magnoliopsida; Brassicales; Brassicaceae.
UUCAUGGAUCGUUGGUCGGGUAAAAGAGCCAUAGAGGCGCGACCGGACUCAAAGAAGGGGACUGGUAUUGUUUUGAGAGAGAGAUUAAACAGCAAUGGUUGCAAGGUUCCUAUUUGCAGCGAUGAGAAAAAAUCAAUGAAGUUUACUCGGUUUGUUGGCUCCUCUGAUAAGAAAGAGAAGUCAGUGUGGUCUCCAAGCCGCUCUUCGCCAAAUGGGAAGGAAGUAAUUGGAACUUCCUCUAAGACUUAUGGCUCUAGCUCCUCUUCCGCGAAAAGUGAGAAGCAACCGUUGUCUCAGACAACCAUGGAUUCGUCAGAGAGCAGCAGAGGUAGCGAGGACGAGACAGAGACAGAAAUCUUGGAACUUUCUCGUGGAAGAGAUAAACAAAGAGCUCGCAAUAAACUUAUUUAUGGAAAAGUUCAAAGACCCGAAGCUGAGCCCUCAGAGUUGCCAUCAAGCUCAAGAAUCAAGAGAGGUUUUAGGCAGAGGUUUGGGUUGAGCAAGCAAGAGUUUCGUCCUGGUUCAUCUGGCCAGUCAACAUCUUCAAACCGAGGAUGCAGCCCGUUGUUAUCCGGUGUCAUCCCAAGUGGUUUUGGAUUGGAAAAAAGAUUAAGUCGGAAAGUGGAAACAAUCAAUAAGAGAAAAGUUUAUGGAGAAGGCAGUUCUAGCUCCUCAGCUAGGGGUAAAAGUACAACAGAACCACCUGCUGAAGAGAGACGUCGUGUUUUUAACCCGAGAGGUCCUGUUUCAGAUAGCAGACGAGCAAGACAUUGCGUUUUGAAUGAUGACAACGAUGUUGCUUUAGUUGGGAGUCAGAGAUCGGUGAAUAGGAAUAGUAGCCGCAUUAGAUUCUCGAACCGAGGGAGUGGUAGAAAUGGUUUAUCCUCUAUUACAACAGAAGAGAUGUCUCAGGCUGAAACAUCAGACAAUCUCAAUUCUCCUGUCUCUUUGGAGCUCUUCUCUGGUUUUCCAGAAUUUGGUCUCUCUGGUUCCUUAUCGAGUCCAGACAGCUUUCGCAGUUACAAUUUAGAUGGGAUCUCUGAGAUUUUGCCAGAACUUGAUAGGAUCGAACAAGAUAUUGAACUUAAUUACGAGGAACUUCUUCUCAUGGAAACAGGUUUACUUCUCGGUGGACUAAGCUUUUAUGACCAACACCGAGACAUGAGGCUGGACAUCGAUAACAUGUCCUAUGAGGAACUACUAGCUCUAGAAGAGAGAAUUGGUACAGUAAGCACUGCUCUCACAGAAGAAGCAAUAUCAAAGUGCUUGAAAACAAGCAUCUAUCAGAUGAAACCUUCAAGUUAUGGGUCUAUCACCAAAAAUCCUUGUGAUCACAAGGAAGAUGCCAAAUGCACUAUUUGCCAGGAAGAGUAUACGAUAGGGGAUGAAGUUGGGAGGCUACACUGUGAGCACACAUACCAUUUGAAGUGUGUGCAAGAGUGGUUGCGGAUGAAGAGCUGGUGCCCAAUCUGCAAAGCCACUGCAGAAACCUCCUCGUCGAAAUAA